Molecule: messenger RNA, 870 nt
Organism: Guillardia theta CCMP2712
Lineage: Eukaryota; Cryptophyceae; Pyrenomonadales; Geminigeraceae
Exons: 11
Coding region: 1-870 (289 amino acids)
Source: RefSeq, a predicted model, not a curated record
AUGCUGGGGCAUAUCCUCAAGGAGCGGCGGCUGGCGAUCAGAGGCAAGAGCGGUAUUCAGAUUGCCGUUCGGGUAUGGGGGGAAGACCCGAGGACGAUAACAAACCCAGCAGAAAGAUGGAUUGCAGUCCAUGGAUGGCUGGACAACGCUGGGUCCUUCGAUUUCUUGGCGCCGCUGCUGCUGAAGCGAGGAGCGAAGUCGAUCGCAUGCAUCGACCUGGCAGGCCAUGGGCAGUCGGACUGGAGGUCGACGGGUACAUACCAUGUGGUCGACAAUGUCGCGGACGUGAUCUAUACCGCCGACGCUCUUGAGUGGAAACAGUUUUCCCUGAUCGGCCAUUCCCUGGGCGGAUGUAUCUCCCAGACUAUAGCAGCAGCUAUGCCUGACCGCGUUCUCCGACUAGUAUCCAUAGAAGCGAUGGGAUUCUGGGCUCAGGAAGCUGCCAUGACGAUGGUAGAGAGAGGAACGAGAAAAAGCGACUGCGAUAUGGGUUACAUCUGGGUGGAUGAGAUUGUGGCAAGAUCAAUCCUCAGCCAUAUCGAAUGUCCUCAACUGAUCAUAGUCUGUCGGGAUGGGAUUUGGAAAGAUGCUGCCCCGUUUGGAUUGACGCUCUUCUCUGUAAACUCUUGUCUUGCUUACCAAGUGUUGUGUGCGGAGAUCUCGAAAGAAGCUGGAGUGAUAGGAAAGAUCCGAUUCGUCUACAUGAUGCUGUUUCGAAGGUGGCUCGUGUGCAGGACUUCCAAGUUCGUGCACAUGAACUCUGGUGGCCAUCACCCGCAUCUUAUGGAGCCCGAGGAGGUAGCGGGGCACAUCGGAGACUGGCUGGGAAAGGAAGGAGGAGAUAAGAGGCUGAAGAUCAAACAAGAGUGA